This is a messenger RNA of Catharus ustulatus (Swainson's thrush), 9084 nucleotides long. It is a transcript of the gene NIN, whose product is annotated as ninein. Gene Ontology annotation, biological process: centrosome localization; microtubule anchoring at centrosome; centrosome-templated microtubule nucleation. Gene Ontology annotation, cellular component: mitotic spindle pole; pericentriolar material; ciliary transition fiber. The record is from RefSeq and is a predicted model, not a curated record. The coding region runs from base 1150 to 7203 and encodes 2017 amino acids. The transcript is spliced from 30 exons. Lineage: Eukaryota; Metazoa; Chordata; Aves; Passeriformes; Turdidae. Gene Ontology annotation, molecular function: calcium ion binding.
GUUAGUGAUGCAGCCCAUGGGGGCAUCUGGGCAGAGCAUGCUCAAAAUCUCCCUCUUGUAGCAGCAAAUGUGAUUUUAUAUUGGUCUAGUGAAAGUUAUCUGCCUAUGGCUGGGGGUGGCAUGGAGUGACCUUAAAGGUCCUUUCCAAUUCAAGAAAUUCUGUGAUUUCUAUAAUUCAUACUGUUUAUAAACCACCCCCUCCCCCCAAAAAAACCCCAAAAAAAGGUAAUUGUGCUAAUUGUGGUGUUUUUCCUUGCUGAUGCCAUUGAUUGACCAGGUAAUCUGUGUCUUCAUUAGCUCCAGGCUAAAGUUGAUAUUGAUUCCAAGCACUUAAUAUGCCAAGUGGUAAUUACUGCUUAAGCCUAUAUUGUUUGAGUUAAAUUUAGCUGAGAAUUGAGUCCUAUCAGGCCCCCACAUUGUGUGCUGUGAAGGUUAUCUGGCUCUCAGGAGGGGGUGGAUUUAAAGGCAGGAAAGAAAUGCCGGUGAAAACUUCCUCUUCUCAUCCUCCCGGAGCGCUUUGCUUCCCCGGGCUGCUAAUAAGGAGAACAGAAAUAAGGAAUAAUGUGGUGCUGACUCUCCUAAAUCUGCACUUCUCAGUGCUUUCUGCUCAAGCUGGUCAUUCUGGGGGACUGGAAAUGACACAGAGGCCAGCAAUAAAUCUGAACAAAGUGAUGCCCUGUGCAGGGACCGGCCCCUCUCCUCCUUGGAGUUGGGAGGGGGGGACUGAGGAGCCCCUGCUCAGCUGCUGCUUGCCUGCCCCUAUUAUCCCAGCCACCCUCCUGCAUCUCAGCUGCUGGCCCAUCUGGAGCAGAGAUGAAAGGCUGGCCUUUAAUUCAUGCUUUGUGUGUCCCCCCUCAGUCCCCCGUCACGCCGGGGCUCUGACGAUGCUGACCUCAUUAUUCUGACUGCUGGGCGAUGCCAGGCAGUCACCAGCUCCUCAGGUAGGAGGCUCAGGGUGGCUUUUCCCCCCUCCAAUGUGGAAGGGCUGCUGAAUAAUUCAGGCAGGAGGAGGCAUCUUGGGUCACCUUGUGCAGCGCUGCGUGCCGGAGCCGCCUGCCUAAGAUGGAGGUUGUGCAGGAUUGCAGGAUCUCCGGGAUGCUGGCAGCUCUCUGCACCCACUGACUGCAGGUGAGCGUGGCAGGCUAUGGGAUGGAUGAAGCUGAGCAGGACCAGUAUGAAGCUCGCCUCAAGGAGCUCUUUGACAGCUUUGACAGCACAGGCACGGGGUCCCUGGGGCAGGAGGAGCUCACUGACCUCUGCCACAUGCUGCACCUGGAGGAGGUGGCCCCGGCACUGCAGCAGACCCUGCUCCAAGGAAACCUCCUAGGCAGGGUCCACUUUGAUCAGUUUAAAGAAGCACUUAUCCUCAUCUUAUCCAGAACCCUAUCAAAUGAAGAGCACUUCCAAGAACCAGAUUCCUCCCCAGAAGCACAGCCCAAGUACAUCAAAGGUGGCAAACGCUACGGGCGCCGUUCCCUGCCGGAGUUCCAGGAGUCGGGGCAGGACUUUGCCGAGGUGACGGUGAUCGAGCCGCUGGGCGAGGAGGCACAUCCUGCACACAUUGCUGCUGCCCAGGAGCACUGGAAGACGCGAGGCAGCGAGGAGUACGAGGCCGAGGGACAGCUGCGCUUCUGGAACCCCGACGACCUGAACGCCUCCCCUGGCACCUCACCGAGCCCAGAGUGGAUUGAGGAGAAGCUUCAGGAGGUCUGUGAGCACCUGGGCAUCACCAGGGAUGGCCACCUGAACAGGAAGAAGCUGGUUUCCAUCUGUGAGCAGUAUGGGCUGCACACAGCAGCUGGGGAGAUGCUUGAAGAGGUGCUCCAUAACCUGGAGCAAGAUGGGACCAUGAGCAUAGAGGAUUUCUUCUAUGGGCUGUUCAGAAAUGGGAAAUCUCUCACACCUUCAGCAUCCACUCCGUACCGGCAGCUGAAACGUCACCUCUCCAUGCAGAGCUUCGACGAGAGCGGGCGGCGCACGACCACCCCCUCGGCCAUGCCCAGCACCAUCGGCUUCUCCCUGUUCUCCAGCCUGGAUGAUGGCAUGGGCUAUGGCUGUGUGGAGGGAGUCCUGGACUGCUGGCACCAGGAGGGCAUAGAGAACAGCCAGGAGAUCCUGAAGGCUCUGGACUUCAGCUUGGAUGGGAAGGUGAACCUGACAGAGCUGACGCUGGCACUGGAGAAUGAGCUGCUAAUCACCAAGAAUGGGGUGCACCAGGCAGCCCUGGCCAGCUUCAAAACGGAGAUCAGGCACUUGAUGGAGAGGUUUGACCAAGUGGCCAGGGAGAAGGAGAAGCUGAGGUCGGAUCUGGAGAAAGCAGAGAAGCUGAAAUCCCUGAUGGCCUCAGAAGUGGACGAUCACCACGCUGCCAUCGAGCGCCGCAACGAGUACAACCUCAGGAAGCUGGAUGAGGAGUACAAGGAGCGAAUUGCUGCUCUGAAGAACGAGCUGCGUAGGGAGAGGGAGCAGAUCCUGCAGCAGGCCAACAAACAGAGGCUGGAGCUGGAGCAGGAGAUUGAGAAGCUGAAAACAGAUGAGAAUUACAUCAGGGACCGCCUGGCCCUGGCCCUGAAGGAAAACAGCCGCCUGGAAAACGAGCUGUUGGAAACGGGAGAAAAACUGGCUGAGUAUGAAAGUCUGGCAAGCAAACUGCAGAGGAACUUGGAAAAUGUCCUGGCUGAGAAGUUUGGUGACCUGGAUCCCACCAGUGCAGAGUUUUUCCUGCAGGAGGAGAGGCUGGCCCAGAUGAGGAGCGAGUACGAGCAGCAGUGCAGGGAGCUGCAGGACCAGAUUGAUGAGCUGCACUCAGAGCUGCAGGAGUACCGUGCCCAGGGCAGAGUGCUCAGACCUUCCCUGAAAAAUUCCUUGUCAGAAGAGUUUGACAUCGACAUGAAGAGUCAUGGCAAUGGUGGGAUUGAGCCUGACCAAGGACUUGGUUCAGAAGACUGCAACCCAUUAAAUAUGAGCAUAGAGGCAGAAAUGGCCAUUGAGCAGAUGAAGGAGCAACACCACAGGGAUCUGCAUCACCUCAAACAGGAACUUGAAGACACAGUGAGCCAUUAUGAAAAGCAGCUGGAUGAGACAAAAACCCACUGGGAAAAGGAGCAAGAGGAUAUGAGGCAGAAGUAUGCUGAGGAGAUGAAUGGCAUGGAAAAGCAAAUCACUGGCCUUAAAAAUCAAAUAGCAGAGCUGCAGGGAGAGGCAGCAGAGCUCAGAGAGCAGCAGGAAAAGCUCGACUGUAAAUACAACGAGGAGAAAAACAAAUUACAGAUGCAUUUCGAUGAGGAGAAAGCCAAUCUGCAGGAACUGCUGAGGCAGGAGCAUGAAGAUGAUGUCAGGGCCAGACUGGAGCAGGUGAAUGAGAAGUUCAGGCAAGAAAGGGAGGAGCUGAUCCAGAACAGUGUGUGGGUGGAAGAAAAGAUGCGAGUUCUGGUGCAGACGCUGCAGGAGGAGAAGGGGGAGCUGGAACGGGGCUUCCACGAGCAGGUGAAGAGGCUGGAGGAGGUGCAUGCCCUGGAGAAGGAGGAGCUCCAGGAAAAUCUGCUGAGGAAACACCAGCAGGAGCUGGAGGAGGAAAGGAAAAAAAUGGCAAGUGACUAUAACAGAAGAGCAUCUCAUGCACAAACUCAGUUUUCUGUGGACACACAAACACUUGUGAAUAAAUAUGAAGAAACCCUCCAGAGUCUGGAAGGACGUUACCAGCGAGAGCUGCAGGAACUUGCUGAGCAGCAGAGAGAGGAGAAAUCCCAGUGGGAGUUUGAGAGGGAUGAAAUUGCUCAGGAGGUUGCUGAAGCCCACGAGCAGCUGAAGGAAAGCUUGGCAAGUGAGAAGGCUGUUUGUUCUGCCCUGAGCCAGGAGAAGGAUCUCCUGGAGAAGAAUUUCAAGGAAGAAGUGAACAAGCUGGUGUGUGAGAGGGAGCAGCUGGAGAAGGAGCUGAGAGAGCUAAGGAAUGCUGCCCAGGAGCAGGAGGAAAAGAUGAAUGAGAAAAUAAGCCAGCUCCAAAAUGACCAUGAAAAAGAGCUAAAGGAGAAGGAUGAACAUAUAUCAACAGUGGAGCAAAAUGGGAAACUGGUUAGGGAAAGGCUGGAGAGACUGGACAGUGAGUAUAAGAGAGAGAAAGAAGAGCUCAAUUCCAAACUUCUUGCUUUGGAGACUUUAAACAGAGACAUUUGUGAAAGGGCAGAGACAGAAAAGACUGAGAUGGGUUUGGAAAUCUCAGACCUCCGAGGGAAAAUACAGAAAUUGCAGUGGGAAACACGGAGCUUUUCUGCCCUGCAGAGCCAUUACAGGGUCCUGGAGAGUGAGUAUGCAAAAGCCAAGAGCCAGAUUGCUGCUUUUCCUGCUGCAGCUCCUCUGGGGGAUGAUGGGGAUGUUCUCCAAAACCUGCAGAGGGUACAUGAGCAGGCAGUGAAGGAGAAUGUCAGGAUGGCUGCCCAGAUCCUGAGGCUGCAGCACCGGCUGGAAGCAGCAGAGCAGGAGCUUCUGCCACCUCCCAGUCCCAGCUGCUCCCACUCUGGCUCAGAAGCAGAGGAAAUGGAUCCCAGUUUUGAAGGGCUGCCCAGUGAUUGUCAAGAUGCAGCCAUGGGAGCAGAUUUCAGUGUCCUUCCACCUCUAGAGGCUGAUACUACAGACCUGGAAGAAAUGUCAGAAAUGGAUUGGGAUUUGGAGGAGGGAUGUGUGAAGGCCAGAGCUGGUGGCCCCCCUGAAGCACAGGGGUGUUGGCUCCAGGGAAGUCAAACAGCUCUGGAUGCUGAUGGCAGCCAGGAUUGUGACAAGAACCUUUCUUGGGUGCUGCCAAAAAAGAGAGAUCUGGAGAAAGCUCCCAGGCCAAAAACGCUACAAAACGGUGUCAAACAACAGAAAGUUCCUCUGGUAAAUCACAGAAAAAAUGAAGGGUUUGUUUGUGAUGCUUUGAAGAUGCAGGUGGAGCUGGAGAGGGCUGAAGAACUGAGUGAAGCCUCUCUCCUGCUGGAUCACACUCCUGGGGCAGCAAAUGGUGACCUGAAGAGUGUGAUAGCUCAGCUCUGGAAAAGGAUGGAAGAGCUGCAAGACAGAUCCAUGGCACAGGCUGAACUUCUGUCACUGCAAGAAGAAAUUCAGAUAGAAAAUGAGGAUCUGAAAGCUGAAGUGAUGCAGUUAAUUGAAAAAAAUGAAGUGCUGGAAGACAACCUGCGUAGGCUGAGAAGGCUUCAUGGUGAACAAGAAGAAAAUGAGGUGGAAAGCAUCAAGUUUGAAGAGGAAAACACCAAAUUGCUCAUGGAAGUUAAAGAAUUGGAAGAUGUCAAAGAACUGGAAGAUGUCCAAGACCAUGGAAACUCAGAUGUGCCCAGUGACACGAGAGGUGGGAAGCUGGCAGAACACCCCAGUGCAUUUAUGGGCCAGCAGGACAAGAAUUCCCAACGCGACAGCGCCGGGAAAGAAGCGGGACAAGCAGGAAUGAGGGAGCCCAGCACAGAGGUGAAGCAGAAAGCUCUGGCUCACCCAGAGGCAGAGCAGAGGAAGGCCAGAGUGACCCAGGGCUUGCAGAGCACGUGCACUGAGCUGCAGCAGAAGGUUGACCUGCUGAGGUGUGAGGCCGAGAAGCUCCGCGAGGAAAACGCUGUCCUGAAAAAUGAAGUGACUUUGUUAAAUGAGGAAGGGAGCGCUUCCAGCCUGAAACUGAGGGAGCUGAACGGAUCCAGGGAGGAAAUGUGGCAGAAGAUAGAGGCUGUGAGAAAGGAGAAAGUGGCUGUGCAGAAGCUGGUUGACAACCUGAAAAAGCAGGUGGCAGAUCUGAAGACCAGGAACCAACAGCUGGACUCUGAAAACACAGAACUCAGCCAGAGGAACUCCAAAAACCAAGCAGAUGUGCAGGAUCUCAAUCAACAGCUGGCAAAGGUGCUUGAGCAAAAGGAAAAGGAAGAGGGGAAGUGUACCCUGGAAGAAUGGGAAAAGGAGAGGCUGCUGCUGAAAGAGGAGCUGGAAAACUCCAAACUAGAGUCAUCAAAUAUGGUGUCGUCUUUGGAGAUGGAAGUGUCAAAAAUGAAGGUUCAAGCUCAUCUCCUGGAGCAGGAGAACCACAUCCUCAAGCAGGAGCUGGAGAAGACAAAACAGCUGCCCAGAUGUCCUGAUCUCGCUGACCUUCAAAACGAAGUUUCAAGUUUAGUCACCAAAAAUGAAAAGCUGCAGAAAGAGAAGGAAGCCCUGAGUGAGGAGCUGAACAGAUGUAUUGAUAAGGUAGCUCAAGCCAGCUGCUUGGAGAGUGCAGUCAGCAGCUUGAAGCAGGAGCAGAAAUCCUGGGAGCAGCAGAGUCAGGCACUGAAAGCACAGCUCAGCCUCUCCCAGGACAAGGUUCAGAGCCUCAAUGAAACUCUGCAGAGCACCAACCUCCAGAUGUCCCAGCUGAAAUCUGACCUGCAGGGGACACAGCAGGAGAAGGAAACUCUCAAACAAGAAGUGAUGGCAUUGCACAAACAGCUGCAGAACAGCAGUGAAAAGAACCGGGUUCUGGAAGUGGCUGUGCCUCCCUCAGGGCUGCAGGACCAGCAGGGACUGAUCCACUGGGACCAGCUGGAGCAGCCAGAGCAGGAGCAGAGGCUGCUCAGGCAGGACAACGAGAGGCUGCAGAGGGAAGUGCAGAGCACUAAAACAGACCUGGCUCACUCCAGGGAAAAGAUCCGCCAGCUGGAAUCCACAAUCCUUUCCCUAAAGCACCAAAAGCAUCAAAGCCAGUCAGGGAUUGUCAAAGCCAUAGAGCAGGAGAAGCUGAGCUUGAAGAGGGAGUGUGAGCAGCUUCAGAAGGAGCUGUCAUCUGCAAACAGGAAGAUCAGCCAGAUGAAUUCUCUUGAACGUGAACUGGAAACCAGCUCAGAAAAUGAAGGGCUAAGAAAAAAGCAAGUCAAGCUGGAUGAGCAGUUAAUGGAGAUGCUCCAGUCCGGGGGGAUGCGUAGCCAGAGCUCCCAGCAGCAAGGCUGUGCCACGGUGCCCAGGGAACAAUUCCUGCAGCUCCAACAGCAGCUGCUCCAGGCAGAGAGGAGGAGUCAGCACCUCCAGGAAGAGCUCCAGAGCAGACCCUCGGGGACAAACAUGCAGCAGCACCCUGAAAACUUCCAUGCUAAUCCCUCUCCAUCAUCCUUUCAGCAGCCUUGCUACCGGAGCAGCGAGCAGUGCAUGCAGAUUCCUACCGGAGGAUCGGGCACCUCUGACACCUCUGGCUGCUUUUGAUCCCAUUCCUUUUCCAUGAUAAAUACACAAAAACACAGAACUGGCAUAAGCUGAGAAACUUGAGGAUCAAAUUCUAUUUUUUCCCCCUUUUUUUUCCCCUUUCUUGUCCUAAAAAACCAGCAAAAAAAGUCUCCGCAGUGUUAUUUUCUUAUUUAUUUGUCUAGAAGCUAUUUUGUGAAAGCUCAGAAGCUUUUUAAAAUUUGUUACAAAUGGGUUUUAUUUAUGUUAUUUAAAAUGUGCAGUUGUUCAGUAUGGGAAAGAGCCUAUUUUUCUCAAAUGGUCCUAAUUUUAUAUGAGAUUUGAAGAAAAUCUGGGGUAUUUAUACUGCAUUUUUGUAUAAGAUGUACAAACUUUUUAACAGGGAAAGAUGAUUUUUUUUGAUGUAAAUGAAAAAUAAAAUCUUUUUUUUUAAGCAUAAUGUCUCUUGUCUUCAUGGAAAUCAAUAAUUUCCACUUCAAGAAUAAACAAGAUUUAGACAAAAUAUUUAUCUUUGGUAAUUGUUAUAUCAGGACUUCUGGGAAAGAUUUCUGGUGGGGAUGUAGUAGAGUACAGAAACUCAGCUUUUCUUUAGCUGAAAAUUUAAGAAAAUGUGAGAUCUUCUACUGCUGUGGCCAUGAAGUAAAAAGGGGAAAUUAUUGUUUAUUGGGUAAAAUUCCAUAGUUUUUAUUUUGUCUCAAACUACUUGAUGAAAUUAGGAUUUUAAUCCUUUAUUAGUUCAGGAAAACCUCUUUAAGGUGAUUUUUCUAGUUGGAGCCAUGAUCCAUUUCAGCUGUUUUGCUUGUAAAGAUUUUUUUUUCCUAUUUUUAAUGACCUUAAAGCUGCUGCCUGAGCUGACUUCUCCCAUUUAACAUGAAGUAAUGUGAAGUGAGAAUAUUAAAGGCAAAAAAAACAGGGAUCACUGGUAUUGAGACCUCUGUAAUUGUUCUUUUCCUCAUAAAUACUCACUGAAGGCUUCUGCAACCACUGGGAAGUGGAAUAGUGAGUUUUGAAUUCCAAUUAAAUAAUAUUAAUUCAGAAAAAUGUCCUUUCCACCCACACUGCAAAACUGUUUAUGUGAAUCCAAUGUAAGCUUUUUCAUAAAAAUUGAAUUUUCAUAUAACCAUGCACAGAUUUGAGUUUCUGAUGCUACAACAAAUAAAAUGUUGAGUGAGUUUAAAUCACCCCUCCCCAAGGGCAUUAAUUUUGUAGGGUUUUAAAUCAGGAAUUCCUUACCUGAAGCAGAUUUUUAUUUAUCCUCCUCCACAGGUGCCAUGGGUUUGGGUUUGAAGGUGUUUUAUUUGGGGUUGGUGCUUUUUUCUGAGUUUAUCUCCUCAAAUCACUGCCUAGAAUUUGAGUAACAAACUAGAAUUAAAAUAAAGUCUCAAUUUUCCUGCAGUUAGUGUCUAAAGUUCCUAAAUCUUAACAAGUUCUUUUGUAAUUCCUGAUGUUUCUUAUUUAUUUGGGAAAAUUAAGUGUGUGUGUAACAGUCUCAUGACACAGAAUUAUGAUGUUUUAGUUGUCACCUUGCUGAGGAAAAAAAGAAAGUCAGUUUAGGGUUAUGAAAACUAAUCUAAAAAUAUGUGAAAAUGAAAUUUGGAAUCCUAUUUCUUUUGGAUAUUACUCAAUUUCAAGGGAUCUCUGACCUGGGGGAGUUAAAUUGUCAAACAUGACUUUAUGACUUCACUUUAUUUUUAUUCUAAAACGACUAAAUUGGAAUUUUGUUUCCCACAUUCAUGGGAAAUUUGGCAGCAUCAAAGAACAAGAAAAGGAAAUUCUCCAGCUCUGAGUUUAUUAAUUUAGUUGCCUGUAAAUCAAACUGAAGUGUGGAAAGCCAACUAUUUUCUUCAGCAUAAAGUGGUGAAUAGGAACUGAUUUUUAACUGAUUUUUCAAUAAAUGUUGCU